UGCAUCUCCACAGAAAACCUUCUCCCUUUACUCAAAAGUUGAUUUAGGAGCUGCUCUCCGCCUCAACAAAGUCAUCCACGACGGAGCUGCUCUCCGCCUCAACAAAAACCACGCCAUCCUCAAACAAAGUCAUCCGCAUUACAAUCGAUUUGGAGCUCAGGACAAAUCGAUUUGGAGCUCAACAAAAACCAUCCGCGCCAUGGGGGUUCCGGUUUGCCUCCUGUAGAAUUAUCCGUUCAUCUCGUUUCUUUGAGCUCAGGACAAGCCUCUCUCUCUCUCUCUCGUUUUUACUCUCUCGAUCAAAGAUCUUGUUAUAUGAAACUGAUAGCGAUUGUUGAUGUUUGUUGAUAAUGGGCUGGCAGCUGGAACCAUUUCUUUCAUACUUUGAGAUAGAAAAGAAAUGUAGUUAAUAAAGUCACCAAGUCAGAAGUUAUCCAUGGAAUAAUUCAGUUUGGGGUGUAAUAAUUCUGUGCUUGGUCCACUAAAGUGAAGAGCCAUUAUGUUCUGAGUUUUAGAGUGUUGGUGGUCUGAAAACAUAUAAAGACGAGCCCCAAGGAAAUCAUAGACCAGCCAUCAUGGAAAAAGAAUGGACCAAAUAUGAAAGAAACACAGUUAUCUAUAAACAAGGAGCAAGGAAGUUCGUUGAUAAUGUCCAAACGAGUAUGGGGAAUCCAGAAAGGAUUCGUUGUCCUUGUAACAAUUGUAUAAGUUUCAAACGCCACAACUUUAAUGUAGUAUAUGACCACCUGAUCUGCUAUGGGAUAGAUCAUCUUUAUAGUAAGUGGACAUGGCAUGGGGAUGAGCCAACAUUACCAGAUGAAAAUAAUGUGGAAAUGCCUGAAACAUAUAGAAUGUUUCAGGAUGCACUUUUUGAAGAUAAUGAUGCAUUUUCUGAAGAAAAUGAUGUUAGGGAACCUGGAGAUGAAAGAGAAGAGCCUGAUUUUGGAUAUUUAUUAGAGGAGGCAGAACGUCCUAUCUAUAAAGGCUCUACUUUGUCAAAAAUGUCGGCAACAGUAGCUAUGUGUAAGUUUAAGGCAAGGCAUGGUUUGUCUAAUAUAGGGUUUGAUGACAUGGUUGAGAUGAUUCGUGGGUUUCUACCGCAUGACAACACUCUUCCUAGCCCUUUGUACAAUGCAAAAAAAUUGUUAAAUGCAUUUGAUCUAGGUUAUGAGAAAAUACAUGCUUGUGUUAGAGAUUGUUGUCUAUUUAGAAAAGAACUCGAACAUGCAGAUAAGUGUCCUAAGUGUGGCUCAUCAUGCUGGAAAGUUGAUAAGCGCACACAAAAGAUUCAAGAAGGAGUUCCAGCGAAGGUACUCAGAUACUUUCCAAUCAUACCUAGAUUUAGAAGGAUGUUCAAGUCAGUUGAGAAGGCAGAACAAUUAAGGUGGCAUCACACACACAAGAGUCAGGAUGGCAUAAUGCACCACCUGGUUGACUCGUUGGCAUGGAAGAGCAUAGAUAGUAAUUGGCCUUCAUUUGCAUCGGACCCUCGUAACCUAAGACUUGGCCUAUCAUCAGAUGUAUUGUCGACAAUACAUGUUUAUUACAAUUAAAUCAGAAAUAUUCUUGCCUUAAUUCAGAAAUGUCCUUGCAAUAAUACAAUUUAUGGUUUAAUUAAGCUAUUUGUCAC
Messenger RNA from Rosa chinensis, 1630 nucleotides. RefSeq lists its product as uncharacterized. Bases 576 to 1553 code for a protein of 325 amino acids. Lineage: Eukaryota; Viridiplantae; Streptophyta; Magnoliopsida; Rosales; Rosaceae. The transcript is spliced from 5 exons. The record is from RefSeq and is a predicted model, not a curated record.